Molecule: messenger RNA, 6301 nt
Organism: Chroicocephalus ridibundus (black-headed gull)
Lineage: Eukaryota; Metazoa; Chordata; Aves; Charadriiformes; Laridae
Gene: SERTM1
Product: serine rich and transmembrane domain containing 1
Exons: 3
Coding region: 3120-3443 (107 amino acids)
Cellular component (GO): intracellular membrane-bounded organelle
Source: RefSeq, a predicted model, not a curated record
UUGGGACAGAAAGCAAGUGAAGCAAACUCUUCCUACCUUUGCAAAUGCUAAACAGUUAGAGGGAAAUUGUGAAAAUAGUGGUAAAGGGCUGAGCAUUUGCCAUGUUGAUUAACAUUUAUAUAAGCAAAGAAAAUUAGGAAUGCACACUGAGUAUUAUUAAAUUUAAAUCUCUGGUAAUUGUAGCAGAAUGGGAGAAAGAUGAACAGGAGAAAUGUAUAAAAUCUGGACCAUAUAGAAUGUACAUGGUACUGGCAGUUUUAUUCUGAUAAGGGAUCCAGCUGGAGGGCUGAUGUCUGUUUCCUUAUGAUUUUGCUUUUACUGUCAUUUUGACCCCGCUCUGACUUUUCCGUGCCUGAACAGACUGAAAUGAAGGGCAAUCUGAAACCGCUGGCCUCCUCUCUGCUAUAAUGCCUAGAAGGGCUUGUCCCCCUUAGGGAUGGUCACUGCUGGUUGUAGCUGGAUACCGGCUGUCUUCCUUCCCCACCCCACCUCAUCCUCGGACUGGGUCAUCCCUAUCACCCAAGGUGGGGGAAGGAGAGGCAGGCUCUGUCACCCCCAUCUCCCUUGUGUUUCCCCAGCUUUCCUCUGCUCUGGUGUGCAGGCUUGCCUGCCUGCAGACUGCUUCUUGCUAUAGCCAGUACGUGUGCAUUGCUGUCAACAGGAGAAAUGCUGUAAGACCUUGAACUGGUGGGGAAGGGAGGGGUCCUGGACUAUUUCAGCAUUCAAAUCUACUCUAGUACUAUCACCAAGUAGGUGCGUAUUAUGUAUAUGAAUAUAUCUGGCUUAGGAAGUUAUUGCUGUUUGCAUUUUCAGAUGUAAAAGGCUGACUGGGACAGCUUGUGUCUGCCAAGUGUCUUGGUUCAUAAUUGGGUCUUACUGGUGCAGCGCAAAUUAUAAAUGGUAUUCUGUAAAUUCCACAUCAGAGGCAGGAAGCAGUGCAGUUUUCCUCCUGGCGCCCCAUCUACGCAGAAGCAGAAGAGGAAUUAGUUCAAUGAGAGAGAACAUCCAGAAGUUACUGAAAAAUGUGGUGUUUCUGAUAGGUUUGAGACUUGGAAUUUAAAUACUAAAAAGUCAAGACAUUUUCACCUCUACCUCCUGCACUCUCUUGCAAGCAUUCCUCCCCUUGUGUCUUCAUGGCUGCGGUUACCUCCUUUUCCUGGCGUGUGUGAAGGAAAUCCUGUUACGGCAUAGUUGAUCCACGGCGCUGCUGCAAAAACCCACCUCUUAGCCUGCCGCUUCGGCUGCCUCUGCCCUCUUUGUCAGUCCUGCUCCCCCUUCUCCCCUGUGUCGGACAUGUCAGUCGCAGGCUUCAAGUGUCCUCCGUAGUCUCCCCAUACGUGAUGUCCCACCUCUUUACCAAGACAUACCCCCUGGGCUUUGGUCAGCCCUCAGCAUCUGUCUCCCUCAAGCUACCACCUUUGUAUUUCCCCGAGCUUUGCCUUGUGCUUACUUGUAGCUUCGUGUAGGCACCUUAUCCAUCAUUUCAUUAAUUUCCUUGACAUGUCCCAGCACGUCUGCUUUUGCUGUGAUGCCUUCAGCGGCUGUCUGGUGAGAUGCUGAGACAAGCCCUCACCCGUGCUGCCACCAUCCCUGUCACUGGAAUUAGUCUGGCUCUGGAUUUGAGCACAACAGUGUCCUCUAAAGCUAGGACACCUGCGAGGCAAUGUCGCACACCAGCAGAAGCUCUCCUUCCGUAGUCCAUGUUCUCCUCACUCGCUCUUUUUGGCAUUUCAGGUGCAACCCUGCCCCCUUAUGCUUACACAUCACAGCGUGGUUCACUGCAACCCCCUUUGCAAUAGUGUCGUAUCUUUGCGUAAGUUAUUGCAGACUGUUUUGCAAACUGUGACAACGUGUCAAUACUAUGCGCACAAAUACAGAUACGAUAAUGGCACGGACUCUUUGUCAAGGGAGGCCCUGCAGCCUGCGUUGGUAAAAUCAGGAAUGGCAUGAGGAUGGAGAUCUUUUCUGUUACACCACCGAGGGGAAACAGAGAAUCAAAGGAGAAGGCUGUUUUCUUACGUCUCUUGGUAAAGCAGGCUGAGGCACCGGAGUCAGGAAGCAGAGUUACAGCGAUUGGAGUUACUGUGAUAGCACAUCUGUGCCUCAAAUUCCCUUGACAUUUAAGUUCACAGUACGUAGUCGGUACUGAAUCUGCUUUUUUGGGGGGGAGAAAAAAUUCUGAAACAAAACGAUAUGUUAACAGAGGUUUCUGAUGAAUCAAGUGUACAAAAUUCUGUCCUAGCUUUGUAUUGUGCCGAGAUUUCUUGGGAGGUUAAAAUGAAAUCUGCCUUGACAUUUUAGGGUUUGAUAUGGACCAUAUACUUUGUUUGUUUUUAUAAAAUAUAUUGAAGCCUGUGUGUCAGCUGACUUUUACCAUAGGAAAGUGUUUUCUUAUCACUCUGGACUCCACUUACUGGGUCACAACUUCAUUAGUUAAGAACUAAUAAUCCCUUUGCUAGUGAAGUUAAGGGCCACUUACUGUUCAGCAGAGGCCCUUGCUGAAGUCUACAAGGAGGGCUCCUGAGACUUGCUGGCACGAUGUGCCCACCAGGGGUGGACAUGACCCAUGGAAUGCGAGAGACGGAGGCUUCCAGCUACACUCCUGUGUGCAGCCACCUCAUCCGUCAUCUGGCAGGAUGCUGUGCCACAGCACUGAGGGGGAAAAUAGAGACCUUAAAUCCAUUCACUUCCAGAUUUAGCCACGUUUUGUCCUGAAACUUUAUUCCUGGUAGGUGAAGGGGACCGUGCCUGAUAUUUCAGCUGCUUUUUCUCCCCCUUUACCUGGAGGGAUGCUGAACCUGAGGGUCUGAGCCCUGCAAGUUGUUAGCUUCACAGGGGCUUUACUCAGCAUGCAGUCCCUUUAGAUCUGGGCGUGAUAACUAACCACAUCCUGCGCAUCGGACAUUUGGCUUGCAUCCCCAUAUCUGCCUGCUUUUCCAAAGGAUAACAUCUUACGUUGUCCUGGGCUUGAGCAGUAAAGGAUAAAUUUCAUCACUGGCUGACUUGUUAUCUCUUCCUUGCGAUGAAGAAAUGGUUGCCUAAAAUAACCCCUUUGUUAUGCUGCUAAACCUGCCUUUGAAUCCAAGAUCUGUUGUGAUUUUUAAAACACAAACCCAAAAAUGUCAGAACUCGACCCGUCUUCUGGAUUUGUAGGAAACAUGGAAAAUGGGACUUUUCUGGAGCUGUAUCCCACAUCCCUUUCAACUUCAGUGGAUUCAUCGCCUGGCCGUUUAUCCAACGUCUAUGUCUAUGUUUCUAUAUUCCUUAGUCUCUUAGCUUUUCUCCUUUUGCUAUUGAUCAUUGCACUUCAGAGGCUGAAAAACAUAAUUUCUUCCAGUUCCUCCUACCCAGAAUAUAAUAGUGAUGCUGGAAGUUCUUUCACUAAUUUAGAGGUUUGUAGUAUUUCUUCCCAGCGCUCCGCCCUCUCAAACCUUUCUUCAUGAAACUAAAUGAAAGGAAACGCACGGGGAAUGGAAGAGCUUUGUCUAGUUUCAUGGGGAGGUAGUGCAUGCAACAUUUGCCUUAGAAGACUAUUAUGAAGAGGUGGCUUUUAAGGUUUCCUUAGUUGUUGGGUUUUUUUUCUUUCUUUUUCUAGUCUUCAUUUCCCCUUUUGCUAAUGUUCUUCUUCAUUUUGGACAACGGAUAAUGACACGAUCAUCGUUUCAUGCCUGUAAUAGUGAUGCUGUCUUUUUCUCACACAUACACGGUGUUCAUCGAGAGUAUUCCUGCCAAAUUGUAAUACAGUUCUAACUGGAUGUGUCAUUUUUUUGCUCUAGUUGUGACCCUUUCCCUGGUUUUGUAUGAGUAGUGUGCUGACUACUUUUCUUUUUCCUUUUUCAAUUAGAUAAGGACUUGUGGAUGAAAUCUCUAUUGCAAAAGUAUAAAAACUCAGCUUAAAUUAUAAAUACUGGGACAAUUUAAAGUUGUUGGUAUUGUUUCUUUUUUAAUUUUCAUGUCUUUUUCAGUAUUUAUUGAUGUUUAUAAAACACAACUAAAAUCCAUUUCCUGAAGAAUGUUACUUUUGUUUAUUUGUACUCCUAACUCAUUCUGUAUAAAGUCUCUGUAUUUCAGUUUUUGAAUAUCUUUGGUUAACGUAGUAAAGUGACUAUAAUAACAAUGCUCGCUGCUGAAUGUGUGGAGGUGUUUUUAGGACCCCAUUGCAUCUAAUUUGCUUGAUGACUUGUUCCUCUAGGGGGCAGCUUUUGCUGCUGAAUCAUAAAUAUCACACAACUCCUUCGCAUCCUUCACUGAUACUGUAGUUUGUUCUUACUGGAUACCAGUACAAAGCAGUGGUUUCUUUUACAAGAUCUGCAUACAACAACCACAGCUAGCAACGGAAUAGCUCCUGUAACUGUCCUUUAGGCAUGGGUGUUUGUACUGGUGAGGACUUUCUGGGCCGGAUUGUGUCCUGUAAUUUCACAAAUGCACACUGGGGUGGAGAGGGGACACAAGGAUCUGCGUAAUGGCCAAGCAGGCUUGUGCUCUGACACUCAGGGGGUGCAAGGUGUACCUGCAGAGGGUAGAAUCAUAGAAUAGAAUCAUCUAGGUUGGAAGGGACCUUUAAGAUCAUUGAGUCCAACCAUUAUCCUAGCACUGCCAAAACCACCACUAAACCAUGUCCCUAAGCACCACGUCUACACAUCUUUGAAAUACCUCCAGGGAUGGUGACUCAACCACUUCCCUGGGCAGCCUGUUCCAAUGCUUGAUAACCCUUUCAGUGUAAAACUUUUUCCUAAUAUCCAAUCAUCUAAACCUCCCCUCCUGCAACUUGAGGCCAUUUCUUCUUGUCCUAUCGCCUGUUACUUGGGAGAAGAGACCGACCCCCACCUCUCUACAACCUCCUUUCAGGUAGUUGUAGAGAACAAUAAUGUCCCCUCUCAGCCUCCUUUUCUCCAGGCUGAACAACCCCAGUUCCCUCAGCCGCUCCUCAUAAGACUUGUUCUCUAGACCCCUCACCAGCUUCGCUGCCCUUCUCUGGACUUGCUCCAGCAUCUCAAUGUCUUUUUUGUAUUGAGGGGCCCAAAAUUGAACACAGUAUUUGAGGUGCAGCCUCGAGGUACGAGGAGAUCAGAAGGAAAAAGGCAGUUGCUCUGCCCCUUUUCCCCAUCACCAUAAGGAGAGGCCAGAGAUGAGAGGGUAAGAAAUGGAUGAUCUUUCACAAUCUCACUCCUCUUUGCGAUUCUGGGUUACGAUUUCCCCCCUGCCUGAAAUGUAACCCACCACUCAAUUUCUGCAGUAAAAUAACUAGCAGCAUCGUGAACAGUAUAUGGUGGUCAGCUGGGAAUUAAAUCAAGCCAAACAAUCAAAGAAAUGAUUCGAAAUGCCAAGUUUGACCUGCUGGGACUGCAGCCCCACGCUGUGCUGUGCCGUUCCUCGCUGUCCUCCCUGCAGUGUGUGAGCACAGCCCGGCCCUGCCACUCCACUCCAUGCAAAUUUUGCUCUCAUGGCGGGAUCCAAGUCACUGGAGAGACCCAAGGAGGGGUACGGAAAUGUCACAGCUGUGACCGACUGCUCUCCCCACACGGCACUAUGGCCCAGCUGGCCGAGGGGUCAGGGAACUGCAGAAGACCUCCACACCAGAUCUGUUACACAUACUCUCCUGCAUUCUGCCAUUAACUGCACAGGCUUUAGAAGAGAAAUGGGGAAAGCCACAUCUAAAUAUAAUCAUUAGAAACACGUCUGUUCAGUGCCAAGCCACAGACGGAUGAUGCUGGAGUUGGUGUUUCCAAUUUUUAAAAGUGAACCUACAUUAAGUGGUAAUGACUUAUGGUGGUGAUUAGCUCCUUACAAAGGUCAAAGAUCUUGCUGACUAAUAAAGAACUAAAGCCUGCAGGUUCUCUGAGCCAAACCGGUUUGAUGAAUGUAUUUAGUCUCUGGAAUAUUUUAUUCAUCUAGACAAAAAGUCCUUGUAAGUCACUUUUCACUGUAAUUGAUGAUAGCCCUUGGGAAAAGACUUAACUAUUUUAAAGGGAUCAGGUAACAUUAUUUGCUUUCUGAAAGCUCUUCCAAAUCCCAAACCUGCAACAGAAUGUAUUUGUGUGUUGACUGGUAGAUAAAAAUAAAUGAACUGUAAAUCAAGAUGGAGCAACUGUUCAACUAUCUUCUCUUACCUACAGAGUUGUAAAUUUGUUGCUUCCUUUGCUGCAAAUGCAGGAAUUUAAUCAGAACCAGAGAUGAGACCACAGUCUGAGAUGGGUAUUUAUUCCCAGAGAUAUGUUUCCCAUUACGAUUUUAUGCUUGUGGAUGUAGAGACAUUUAAUGUUAAAUACAGACUGCUGAAAACUGAUUGGCUUUGUUCAAU